UAUCGAUCACGGUUUGGUUAGAGUAACAUUUCUAAUCGGACUUAAUUCCAGAAAUAGAGUAUGGAAUGUUCACACAAGUAUCGCGGAUCGAUGUCCGACUUUGAAAAACGAUUUGUUCGACCGGAUAAAGCGUCUCGAUGUACCUGGAAAUUGGAAUCGGAUGAGGUCAGUCCACACGAAACCCGAAGAAGUUUUAAAAACGAGAAGAUCAACCCAAGUAUUCUGGAGGCAAUUGGUAACACUCCUUUGGUGAAGUUGAACGUAAUCCCUAAGCUUUUUGGAGUGCGCUGUAAUGUUUACGCCAAAUGUGAGUUCAUGAACCCUGGUGGAUCGGCGAAAGAUCGCAUAGGACUGCGGAUUAUCAAAGAUGCGGAACAGGAAGGGUUGAUCAAACCGGGUUUGAGUACCAUCAUCGAACCAACGGCCGGGAAUACCGGAAUAGGGCUGGCCCUGGCCGCUGCUGUCAAAGGUUAUCGGUGCGUGAUCGUUAUGUCCGAUAAGAUGUCUGCUGAGAAGGUGGCCACUUUACGAGCCCUGGGAGCGGAAGUCAUCCGAACGACCACGGAAGCUCGUUUCGAUUCCCCGGAUAGCGUAAUAGCACUAGCUCAGCGAAUUCAAUGGGAACGACCCAACUCGAUCGUGUUGAACCAAUACGUUAACCCCGGUAAUCCACUGGCUUAUUACGAUGGAAUGGCCGAAGAGAUCGUCGAUCAACUUGACGGGAAAAUUGACAUGGUAGUGUCCAGCGUAGGAACUGGUGGAACCAUAACUGGAUUGGGAAGAAAGUUCAAAGAGUUAAAUCCAGCCUGUCAAGUGAUCGCAGCUGAUCCUAAAGGUUCUAUCCUAGCCAAUCCACCCGAAUUGAACCAAACCGAUUGCAAAACUUGGCAGGUGGAAGGAGUUGGUUUCGAUUUUAUUCCUACGGUUCUGGAUCGCUCGAUCAUCGAUCGAUGGAUAAAGUUUUCGGAUGAAGAGGCCUUGACGAUGGCUCGACGGUUGAUCGCUCAAGAGGGUUUGCUGUGUGGCGGAAGUUCUGGAGGAAGCACUUUUGCUGCCAUGCAUGCUGCAAAAGCACUUUCGGAGGAUCAAAACUGUGUGAUUGUUUUCCCCGAUAGCAUUCGAAAUUAUUUGACUAAAUUUGUGUCGGAUAGCUGGAUGGUUUCCCGAGGCUUUCUGGAACCCGUCAAUGUUCACGAACAUAGGUGGUGGAACCUUCCUGUUUCAGAAAUGGGAAUGCUUCCUCAACCUACAAUUGGUCCAGAGGCAACGAUCAGGGAAGCGAUCGCUUCUAUGAAAACCUCAGGUCAGGAUCAACUGGCCGUUCUCUCACCCGAAACAACACAGCUGAUGGGAGUUAUCGAUCUACCGCAUUUGAUGGACAAAGUGAUGAACCGCUUUGCCGACGUCGGCGAUCCAGUUUCAAAAGUUUUAAGUUGCCAAUUUGUGAGGAUCUACCAAAACCAGUGUACCAUGAGCAGAGUUGCUCGGAUCUUAGAACAAGAACCGUUUGUCGCGGUGGUGGAAUCUGGCGAAGAAGGUAAGGAUUGGGCUUCGGGACAAUUGAACAAUGUUAAGACUAAAUUAAACCGUGAGAGGAGCAGGAAUAAUCACUAUUCAUCAACCAUCAAAUCGAUCAUUUUUUGAACAAGUUCUUGGAAACUUUGAAAUCUUGGCAUGAUUCGGGACAAAUGUGGUGAUCAAAGCUAAACCAGUGUGUCAUAUAAAAGAUUCAUCAUUAUUCUGAACCUUUGAUUUUUUUGACAAUCCUGAAGGGAAAAAAAAUGAAGGUAUUUUAAUGAAAAAACUGAUAAACUCUUUAAAAAUUCAAACAGAUGAAAAUGCGAGAGUAGUAGAGGAAUAAAAAUUAUAUCACAUUUUGAAUUCGAGAUUUUUGCAAUGUUUUUUAUCUAAAAUAAUUUGAUUUUUUUUAUUCUUUGCAAUGGAGAUUGUAUACUAGUUUGUUGCAUGCAAGCUUUUGUGCAGGUUGUUUCAAAUUAUUGAAAUUUUGGAUUUUUGAUUUGGACUCGACAAUCCCCUCCUUCGUUUUCCCGAGAUGGCUGACCAGAAAAUAAAUUUGACCACAUCCACCACAUGAAACUUGGAGGAUGGUCGAUGAUCGGAGAAAGGCGCAAGAGAAUGCUAAUCCCCAAAAUUUAAGUUCUUAAACGAACUUGGAAGUUCAUUUCAGCGACUGAAGAGACUGCUAUUCAGCCCCUUAGGUAACAUCAUAAACCUUCUACGCGCUGAAUAGAAACGGUUGACAGAUUGUUCUGACAAUCAGAUGACAGAUUGGUAGAUUGCAGCAUUUAUCUGCCAUGGCUUGUAACCGGUUGGUUACAAAUCGUUUGAUUUUUGUCUUCUUUUGUAGUUUUGAAUGUUUAGCUCUAGAAAAUUCAUGUUCCUUGUUGAGUCUGACACCAAGAUAGCACCACAGUAGGCUACAUUUUACUGCUGGCUGCUGUCAACUAACAGAGGAGGAAAGGAGGAAUUUUUGGAAAAUGAAAUGAAAAAGCCGAAAAGGAAGCUUGCUUCCGUUUUUCGAUGCUCUUCUGUACCAGGCGUCCGUGAGUGUAGUCAAAUUUCUGUAUAGUGUUUGUGAACGUCCACGGAAUUCACCCGAAUACCGGAUUGACCUCUUCACGGUUCGGCCCGCAGAUCCCUUGUGGUCUCGCGCCUCAACGUAAAGGACCAUCAACAGCGUUCUCGGGGUCUGAGGACCUCUAACCAUCAAGGAGAACUUCCCUUCUCGGCCUGUCCGGAUACGGGGCACUCUCGUGGGCAGGCCGAUUAAAAGCCAAAGAAGGAAGACGCCUGCAUUGACUGAGUCCAGCAACGCCCGCUGGCGCCGACAGUUUCGGCACUCCGUCGAUUCGCCAAUAUAUCGACGGCCUCCUCCUUCGGAAAGGGUUUCCGGAACUACGAAGUCGCGACGCAGCACUAACAGCAGCACCUCACGGUUAGUGAAACAAUUACACGCCA
Molecule: messenger RNA, 2979 nt
Organism: Uranotaenia lowii
Lineage: Eukaryota; Metazoa; Arthropoda; Insecta; Diptera; Culicidae
Product: cystathionine beta-synthase-like protein
Exons: 4
Coding region: 61-1644 (527 amino acids)
Cellular component (GO): cytoplasm
Molecular function (GO): cystathionine beta-synthase activity; cysteine synthase activity
Source: RefSeq, a predicted model, not a curated record